This is a messenger RNA of Corythoichthys intestinalis (scribbled pipefish), 1314 nucleotides long. RefSeq lists its product as uncharacterized. The transcript is spliced from 4 exons. The record is from RefSeq and is a predicted model, not a curated record. NCBI's taxonomy places the organism in Eukaryota, Metazoa, Chordata, Actinopteri, Syngnathiformes, Syngnathidae. Gene Ontology annotation, molecular function: signaling receptor activity. Bases 82 to 690 code for a protein of 202 amino acids. Gene Ontology annotation, biological process: adaptive immune response. Gene Ontology annotation, cellular component: membrane.
UGCUGUAGCCUGUCAGUCUUUAAAUGACGUGGAAAGACAUGCAGAUGCAUUUCCUGAUGUGUCUUUAGAGCUCAGCUGAACAUGUCUGUUGUGUGCUUGGGUUUCAUUAGCAUCCUGUAUUUGUUCUGCACAACUCAGGCUGAAAAAGUGGGGAACAACGAAGUGAUAUGGAGACAUGUUGGCGGAUCUGUGUCCAUCCAGUGUAGAGUUGCUCAACAGACAACAACCAUGACUUUGAAUAAAGGGCUCAAAAAGGACAUUAGUGUUCUCAACUUAUACGAGGGUGAAAAGGAAACCAUUAAUCAGGAUUUCAACGGCAGGCUUCACGUGGAAGGAGCCUUCCCCACUGUGACAGUGCACAUCUCAAACCUGACAGUAGAAGACACAGGGCCAUACUGGUGUGGCUACGAAUGGUUUGACAAUGAAAAGUUUGAACAACACAAAGCAGCAGGAGAAGGCUCAGUGCUCCUUGUGAUUACAGAAGUAGAAGUAGAAGUAGAUAAGCAGCCGUGCGACAAAAGUCUUCUCCUGGUGACUGUUGUGGUUUCGGCUGCUGUGCUGUUUGGAGUCGCCGUUGCCUUUCUUCUGUGGAUCAUACCCAAGAUACGAAGGUGGCAUGCCACUUAUAAGAUGGAUGAUGGAGCUUCAAGUGAUCUUUAUGAAGACAUGCGUGGAAGACUGCGAAGUUAAAGACAUUCCUGUAAGGCCUGCAAAAGCAGGCCAUGCAGGUACAUAAAAUAUAUCGACUGGGCUCAGUGAUUUGCUUUAUGCUGUUUUUCAUGACUUAUGAGAAUUUAUUUUGGUAUGUAAUAUGUAGUGUAGAUUUGGCUUAGUUUUUAGUAUUUACACAUGAUCUGAAACAAACAUAAGCAAUGUUUAAAUAAUAAAAACACACACAAAAAAAUGUUUUUACUACAUGCAGGUGUCAGAGAAAUGUUACGGUAAGCUUGUCAUUUAUUCUACAAAUGACCCAGUUUAUAAAUAAUACAGUGCUGUACUUGGAUGUGCAAUGUGUGCAAAGUAGGAGUACAACCUCAAUAACAUUCCAGAUGAUGAACGACGACUCAGUGAACAUAAUCCAGGGCCUGUCAAAUACUUUGCCGCUGUGAUUUAUCAUUCUGUAACCAUUGUGUACAUUUAUGAACUGUUCACCAGAGUUGGGAAACCAUUUUACCCAUACCACCAUGCAAUUAAAAAAAAUAAUCUCAGAGAAAUUGCAGUCAAUAAAAAGGAUUAAAACAUUUGUACCGUAUAGUCGAUGAGGUUAAAGGUGACAAAAUAUUAAUAUUAAUAAAAACUUGAAAUGGUUUAAAU